Rhodotorula toruloides NP11 is the source of this 6660-nucleotide messenger RNA. Its product is annotated as DNA polymerase epsilon subunit 1. Gene Ontology annotation, cellular component: epsilon DNA polymerase complex; nucleus. Lineage: Eukaryota; Fungi; Basidiomycota; Microbotryomycetes; Sporidiobolales; Sporidiobolaceae. The coding region runs from base 1 to 6660 and encodes 2219 amino acids. Gene Ontology annotation, biological process: DNA replication proofreading; nucleotide-excision repair, DNA gap filling; mitotic cell cycle. The transcript is spliced from 15 exons. Gene Ontology annotation, molecular function: nucleotide binding; DNA-directed DNA polymerase activity; single-stranded DNA 3'-5' DNA exonuclease activity. The record is from RefSeq and is a predicted model, not a curated record.
AUGGGGCGACCAUUCAACAAGUUCUCGCGCGGCAGAGGCGGAGGCGGGCAGUCCAGCGGGCGCAGUGGAGGCUCAUGGCGCGGUAGACGCGGUGGAGGACGCGGCGGAGGAGCUGCAGGCGCCGGACAGCUCAAGACGGUCACGGAGGGGACGAAGGACGACGACCGCAUUGAAGACGCGCGCGUUUGGGACGAGCUGGAUCACAAGCUUGGGUUUGCCAAGUUCCAGGAGGGAGCGAAGAGGCAGGGCUGGCUGGUCAACAUGAAGGAGACCCUCGUACCCGACGAGACGAAGACGUCGGCGCGCGCAGGCGUCGACUACUACUUCAUCCAGGACGACGGCGGGAUGUUCAAGGCGACUCUCGCUUACGAGCCGUAUUUCUACAUCGCGACAAGGAGCGGCUACGAAGGCGUCGUCGAGGAAUGGCUGAUGCGCAAGUACGAAGACUUGAUCACCAAGGUCUCGCGCGUCCGGAAAGAGGAUCUCAAGCUCCCGAACCACCUGAUGGGCUACCGCCGCGACUAUAUCUCCCUCUCCUUCCGGAACCAAACCGACCUCUUCACCGUCCGUCGGGACCUCCUCCCUCUCGCAACGAAAAACCGCGAGAUGCUCGACGCGGUAGACACGUAUGCCGAAGUUGUCGCGGGCGAGCAGAAGUUUGGGCAGGUCGGGAUGGAGUAUGAUAUGGAGGACGGGUUCGGGGGAGAGGGGUUCGUGAAAAAUGUGGGAGGGGCGGGAGGGAAGGGCGCGAAUGCGAUGGACCCGAAGGACGCGAUCAUCGAUAUUAGGGAGUACGAUGUCCCUUACUACCUGCGCGUCGCCAUCGACAAGAACAUCCGCGUGGGACUCUGGUACGAAGUCACAGCCGACGCCGGCGAGAUCUCCUUCCGCCUCCUCGAGGAACGAGUCGCUCGUGCCGAGCCAGUCGUCAUGGCGUUCGAUAUCGAGACGACCAAGGCGCCUCUCAAGUUCCCCGACCAGUUGACAGACCAGGUCAUGAUGAUCUCGUACAUGAUUGACGGGCAGGGCUUCCUCAUCACGAACCGCGAGAUUGUCGGCGCCGACAUCGAGGACUUCGAGUACACACCGAAACCGGACUACGAAGGUCCCUUUACCAUCUUCAACGAGGCCGACGAAGCCGCCACCAUCCUCCGUUUCUUCGAGCACUUCCGCGAAGCCCACCCGACCGUCUGCGCAACCUACAACGGCGACUCGUUCGACUUUCCGUUCCUCCUCGCCCGUGCGAACGUACAUGGCAUCGACAUGUACAAGGAGAUUGGGUUCGCGAAGGAUAGCGAGGAGGAGUUCAAGAGCAGGAGUUGCGUGCAUAUGGAUUGCUUCCGAUGGGUCAAGCGCGACUCAUACCUCCCGCAAGGCUCGCAGGGUCUCAAGGCCGUCACGGUUGCCAAGCUCGGCUACAACCCGAUCGAGCUCGACCCAGAGCUCAUGACGCCAUACGCCGCCGACCAGCCCCAGACGCUCGCCCAAUACUCCGUCUCCGACGCAGUCGCGACCUACUACCUCUACAUGAAAUACGUCCACCCGUUCGUCUUCUCGCUCUGCAACAUCAUCCCGCUCAACCCGGACGAGGUGUUGCGGAAGGGAAGUGGGACGCUGUGCGAGACAUUGUUGAUGGUCGAAGCCUACCGCUCAAACGUCGUCUACCCGAACCGGCACGUCGAGUCGCACAACAACAUGUAUGACGGACACCUCCUCGAGUCGGAGACGUAUGUCGGUGGUCACGUUGAGGCGCUCGAAGCUGGAGUAUUCCGGAGCGAUAUCGAGACGGACUUCAAGAUUGUGCCGAGUGCGAUUCAGGAGCUCAUCGACGAUCUGGACGACGCGCUCAAGUUCGCCCUCGCGAAGGAGGGCAAGAAGCCAAUCCCGAUCGAAGACGUCGAGAACUACGACGAGGUCAAGGGCGAGAUCGUCCGCAUGCUCGAGGAGCUCCGCGACCGCCCGCUCCGCGCCGACACGCCGCUCAUCUACCAUCUCGACGUCGCCGCCAUGUACCCCAACAUCAUGUUGUCCAACCGACUCCAGCCCGACUCGGUCGUGACCGAAGCCGACUGCGCGGCAUGCGACUUCAACCGGCCCGGCAAGCAGUGCCAGCGACGCAUGAAGUGGGCCUGGCGCGGCGAGUACUUUCCGGCGCAGCUCAACGAGUACAAGAUGAUUCGGAACGCGCUCGAGCAGGAGACGUUCCCGCCCAAGUGGCCGGGCAAGCCUGAGCGACGCUUCACCGAGCUCUCGCCGUCAGAGCAGACGUCGCUCCUCCACAAGCGCCUGGGCGACUACUCGCGCAAGGUCUACGCCAAGACAAAGGAGACCAAGAUCGAGACGAAGGAGGCCAUCAUCUGUCAGCGCGAGAACCCGUUCUACAUCGACACUGUCCGCACCUUCCGCGACCGCCGCUACACGUACAAGGGUCUUCACAAAGACUGGAAGAAGAAGCUCGACCAGGCGAGCGGCGGAGGUGGCGUCCAGGAGAUCGUCGAGGCCAAGGCGAUGAUCGUCCUUUACGACUCGCUUCAGCUCGCGCACAAGUGUAUCCUCAACUCGUUCUACGGCUACGUCAUGCGCAAGGGCGCGCGGUGGCACUCGAUGGAGAUGGCCGGCAUCACCUGCUUGACGGGCGCGUCCAUCAUCCAGAUGGCGAGGAAGCUCGUCGAGCAGAUCGGCCGCCCGCUCGAGCUCGACACAGACGGCAUCUGGUGCAUGCUGCCGAGCACCUUCCCCGACGGCUUCGCAUUCAAACUUCGCGGCGGCGGCAAGUUCCCGAUCUCGUACCCUUGCACCAUGCUCAACCACAUCGUGCACAAGGACUUCACGAACGACCAGUACCACGAGGCGACGCCCGACGGCCGGCACGUCGUUCGCGAGGAGAACUCGAUCUUCUUCGAGCUCGACGGCCCGUACCGCGCCAUGAUUCUGCCGUCGUCGAAGGAGGAGGACAAGCUGCUGAAGAAGCGCUACGCCGUCUUCAACGAGGACGGAUCGCUCGCCGAGCUCAAGGGGUUCGAGGUCAAGCGUCGCGGCGAGCUCCAGCUCAUCAAAACCUUCCAGUCGCAGAUCUUCGAGAAGUUCUUGCUUGGCGGGACUCUCAAAGACUGCUACGCCGCCGUCGCGACUGUCGCCGACAAGUGGCUCGACGUCCUCUUCACCAAGGCGGUUUCGCUUCCGGACGACGAACUCGUCGAGCUGAUCGCCGAGAACCGCUCGAUGUCGAAGACCCUCGCCGAGUACGCCGGCCAAAAGUCGACAUCUAUCAGCACGGCUCGCCGUCUCGCCGAGUUCCUUGGCGAGCAGAUGGUCAAGGACAAGGGUCUCGCCUGCAAGUUCAUCAUCUCGACAAAGCCGGUCGGGGCACCCGUCACCGAGCGCGCCGUUCCCGUCGCCAUCUUCUCCGCCGAGCUCUCCGUCAAGCGGCACUUCCUGCGCAAGUGGCUCAAGGACAACGCGCUCGAGGAGUUUGACCUGCGCUCGAUCCUCGACUGGGACUACUAUAUCGAGCGUCUCGGCUCCGUCGUCCAGAAGCUCAUCACGAUUCCCGCCGCGCUCCAGAAGAUCCCAAACCCCGUCCCUCGCAUCCGUCACCCCGACUGGCUUCACCGCCGGGUUGCGAACCAGGACGACAAGUUCAAGCAGCACCGCGUCGACGAGAUGUUCGCUCGCCAGAAGCCCGCCGUGCGCGACGUCGAGGACAUGGGCUCGAAAGACGUUAUCAUCGUCACGCCACGCGAGCCGACGCCGCCUCCGCCCGCGGCGCCCAAGCCCGACAUCACGAAGAGUUACAGCGCCUGGGUCGGAUACAUGAAGCCGAUCUGGCGCGAGAAGCGCAAGGAGCUGCUCGCCUCGCAGAAGUCGUCGAGCGGGUUCAGCGGCAGGGCGGGGACGCUCGGCUCGAUGAUGCACCAGCGCUCGACGUUCCUCUCCUCGGCGGUGUGGGACAUUGUCCAGAUCGCGCCCGUCUCCGACCGACCCGGCGAGUUCAAGAUGUGGCUCCUCAUCGCCGACUCGCUCCAGUCGGUCCGCCUCCGCAUCCCUCGCCAGUUCUUCGUCAACUUCGUCGAGCUUCCCGCCGCAGAUGGCGUCUUUCCCGAGGCUUGCGAGGUUGAGCCUAUCUCUCGCUCGCUCCCGCGCGGUCAGCGCUCGCUCUACCUCGUUCGCUUGUCGACGUCGGAGGAUGACUUCGUACGCGACGAGUCGCUGUACGGUGAGCUGCUGAACGGCCCGAACGUCGACGGCGUGUACGAGCUUCAAGUCCCUCUCGUCAUGCGCGCCCUCCUCCGCCUCGGCGCGUCCUGUAUCCCCGACUCGCGCAAGGGCGUCACCCUCAACAAGGGUCUCGACCGCCACUUUGCUCUCGGUGACCUCAAGCCCGCCGAGGCGACGCUCAGCAAGCGCCGCUACCUCGACCUCGGCCGCAACCUGCGCUACACGUACCUGUUCCAUGUCACGAACGACUACCGUCACGUCUUCGGCCUCUUCAUGCCGACCGGGACCGCCAAGGUGUACGUCGUCGAGCGCGGUAAGGCGAGGGACGUCCAGAACCUCGACAAGUACUACGAGGAGCAGCUCAAGCGGCGGAAGGAGGCGGAGGCCGAGCGUCUCAAGAAGGACAAGUCGGCCAAGCGCGAAGUCGGCGCCUUCGAGUACGCGGACAGGAUGACGAUGAUCGUCGCCUACGCGGGCAACGAGGACGUGGCCCUCCGCCACCUCUCGCGAGACCUCGAUGCGCUGUCGAAGCAGAAGUCGAUGGCGUCGCUCCUCGUCGUUCACUCGCCCAAGCCUCGCUCGUACUUCGACGAGAAGGUCCGAGGCGCCGCCAACUUCCCCUUGAUCGCCAUCCAGUCGUCCAAGGCGGAGAACACGUUCCCGGCGCUCGCAUGGCAAGCCCCCGCCUGUCGCCGUAUGAUCCAGCACUACCUCCGCGCCGCCGUCUGGAUCCGCGAGCGUAUCGAGCUCGCCGACCGCUUCGACGUCCCCGUCUGCAACCUCGAGAAGGACGUCCCGCUCUUCCUCGCGGACAUCGACUUUGCCCGUCGCCUUUCGAAGGCCGACUGCCUCGGAGACGAGCUCGUCAACCCAGAGCUGGGCAAGCCUGGAUGCUACUCAAAUGCCUGUCUCGAGGUCGAGGUGCGGAACCUCGCCGUCGACGCGGUGCUCCAGUCAGCGCUCGUCUACGAGCUAGAAGGUGGAGAGGGUGGCGGGAUCGACGAGGCCGCCCACAACCUCGACGAUUAUGCGAAGGGAACAGCCCACGCUCCGCACGUCCUCGGCGACGCCAUUCUGCCGACGUCGACGUUCAAUAUGGUCCGCGCAAUGGUCAAGGCGUGGUCCGUCGAGGCCGCCAAGCCGGACGGCGCGCACUGGCGCCUCAUGCUCGACCACUUUUGGCGAUGGGCGUCGUCGCCGGCCGCCAAGCUGUAUGACCCGGCGCUUUAUCGCUUCGUCCACGGCCUCAUGCGCAAGACGUUCUCCCAGCUCCUCGCCGAGUUCCGCCGCCUCGGAUCUGACAUUGUCCACGCCGACUUUGGCCGCAUCUUCCUCCUGACGAGCAAGCCGUCCUCGUCGACCGCCUACGCCUACGCCAACUACCUCGUCUCGUCCGUCACGACGCGCGAGCUCUUCCGCUACGUCCAGCUCGAGAUCGUCCGGUUCUGGGACCAGCUCGUCUGGAUGGACGCGGCCAACUCUGCCGGCAUCGUCUGCCCCCGACCUGACCUCGACGAACAGCCUCUCGACCAGGUCGAGGUCGAGAUGCAGUUCAAUAUCGCGACGUACCUCCCCGACGCCGUUCAGGACGACUUUACCAAGAUCAUCGGUCGCUUCGUCCACGGCAUGCUUGUCGCCAAGCGUCAACAGUCGGCCGACCUCCGCACCCCGCUCCGUAUCCUGCAGAACGGCCUCGAGACCGUCGACCGCGGCAAGGCGAACGGUGACAAGGACGGCGACGAUGACGCGAAGAAUCCGGCCAAGACACUUAUCAGCGAGACGCUCACUCGCCAGCUCCUCAAGGCCGUGACGAGGCUCAAGGACGCGCACGCCGACAAGGAAGAUCCCGAGUUUUUCGACUUUCCCGAGCUGCCCGGCUCGCAUCUUCGGCCGAAGAACCCCGUCCUCGAGUUCAUCAAGACCACCUGCGCCGUACUCGCCCUGGCGAAGGACGUCAGCGAGGAGGUUGUCAUCCUUAAGCGCAACUUGCUCGACCUGAUUGGCGUGCGCGAGUUUGCCAAGGAGGCCAUCUUCGUCAACCCCUGCCUACCGUUCAAGGUCCCGAUGGUCGUCUGCCGCAGUUGCAACUCCAUCCGAGACCUCGACCUUUGCCGCAACGUCGCCUUCCUCGUCAAGGACCAGCCGUGGCUCUGCGAACGCUGCUCGACCGAGUACGACCGCGCCGCCAUCGAAGCCCUCAUCAUCGACUCGCUCCAGCGCCGCCUCGUCUCGUACCAGCUUCAGGAUCUCCGCUGCAGCAAGUGCAAAACGAUGAAGUCGGAGAACCUCCGGUCGCAUUGCGACUGCUCGGGCGAGUACCAGAUGUCCGAGACGAGGCAGGACCUCGUGAAGCGCCUCCAGGUCACGUCCAAGGUCGCCGACUUCCACAACCUCCAGGUCCUCGCGACCGCCGUCGAGUGGAUGCAGGAGCUCUUGCACUGA